Cuscuta epithymum is the source of this 13141-nucleotide messenger RNA. Lineage: Eukaryota; Viridiplantae; Streptophyta; Magnoliopsida; Solanales; Convolvulaceae. The record is from the annotation of a GenBank genome assembly.
CUUCUAUAUAAGGACUUAUUUGACGCCUUUUUUGCAACUUCGAGGACCAAACUGACUCUUUACUCGUAUUUAAGGUGUUUUGUUCACAAUUACCCCAACCGAUGGAAUCUAUUUUUAACAUGGGCCGAGCUAUGGUUUAACACAAGUUAUCAUCGCUCAAUUAAUAUGACGCCUUUUGAGGCUCUUUAUGGGCAUCCCCCACUUAUCCUCCGGUCCUAUAAAAAUGGAAUGUCGCCCUUGGCCGAAGUUGUUGAGCAAAUGUGCACCCGUGAAGUUCUACAAAGUUUACGUCAUAAUAUUGUUGUAGCAGAUAAUCACAUGAAGCAACUAGUUGACACAAGAAGACGGGAAGUUCACUAUCAGAUAGGUGACCAUGUGUAUUUGAAAUUGGAACCUUUUCGGCAACAUUCUGUUUUUAAGCGGGUUAGUCAGAAAUUGGCAUGUAAAUUUCUUGGUCCUUUCAAAAUAUUUGAGAAGUUCUUUGAUGUUGCUUAUAGAUUUGAUCUGCCACCCGAAUUACGAAUACAUCCAGUCUUUCAUGUUUCGCUCCUUAAAAAACACAUUGGGGAUGAUAUUCCAUCAACAACAACACUACCUCCAUACUCAUGUGAUGGCCAACCUGUUUUUGAACUAGAGAAAGUCAUUCGCUUUCGUAACAUAAGAACCCGAUCAUGAGUAAUUCGUGAAGCCUUGAUCACGUGGGCGUCUCUUCGUUCUGAAGAUGCCACAUGGGAACGAGUAGAGGUCAUCAGACAACAAUUUCCUGACUUUAACCUUGAGGACAAGGUUCGACUUCGAGAGGAGGGCAAUGAUGAGGAUGCAGGGCCAAUGACCCGUCAUAGUAAGCGGGCCCGAAGAAGCAGUACAAGACUUCGGAACUAUUUUACUUAUUGAAGCUUCCUGAUCAAUUGCGAUAAUUAUUAGCUUAAGCUUAUUUAAUUAGUUAUUUAAUUUACAACAUUACUAUUUUUAGUUAAUUCAUAGAUGAGUUAUAUUAGAGUUAGUCCUGAUAUUAUCUAUCCUUGUUGUGCAAGGGUUAGUUUGCAGGUAGGAUUGUUUGGGGGUAUUAAUACCCCUUUUGCUUAAUAAAACGUAUGGACUUAUUUGCUUAACAACGUUGUUUGGUUUUUCUAUCACCGUUAGAUAGAGAAUUGGUCUCCUUUACACCGUGAGUAAAGGCCGCCGGUCUUUAUAUUUUUUCAUCAGAGGACCAUUUUAACUAUUUUUCAUAUAAUUUUUUCUUUAUUUUAUUAAUAAAUUAUAUUUUAAUUUUUUUUCACAAAUUAGAAGAAUCAACCAUUGCAGCCACUUCAGUUAAAACUUCAUAAAUUUCAGCAGAAUCAACCGAUACAGCGGAUUUGAGUGUUAGCAAACGGGCCCUCCAUAUUUUACCUCCAUAUUUUAUUUAGUGUGUCCUUGCCUAAGAUUGCAUGUUCUUCGAGUAAUUACUUUUUCUCUAGAACAUCCUCUUAAGGAGAGGUAGUAACAUGAUGUGGAAUACCAUGUGAAAUUAGAUCCCAUUUCUCGUACAGAUCACAUCACAUCUUAAAUCUAAAAAGAUUCACCCAACUCAUGUCUAGACCACAAAACACUUGUUUACUAAAAGAAAUACACAUGUUAAUUACACAUGUUUCUAGCCCAAAUUCUUAUAUACUCUGUACUAGUUUAUUACUACGUAUUAUUUUAUACAAAAUGGGUGUGAUACAAAUUUAAUGUACUUCAACAACCCCUUUACCACAGGCUCUUAAUGGGCUACUAUAAAUCACGUGCUAUUGCUAAACAAAAAAUUACUCCGUAAAACACAUUUGAACUCGACUCUACUACCAUAUUAAAAAUUGAGGUUACAUUAAAAAGGUUAAACUAUUAUAAAAAGUAGUUCAAUGUCUUAUAUAUACUCCCCAUGUUCCAGAGUUAACUCUACCGUUAAGUUUGACUUUUGUGGUCAAAGUUUAUUUAUGUUUGACGAUGGUUAUUUAAAUAUGCAUGUUUGUAAAAUUUAUAAUAACAGAUAUAUAUUUCAUUAGUACAUACCUAAUUACAUAGCUAGUAUUACACUAAUUAUUUAAAAGUGUUUUGUUCCUUGUUAUGCAUUAAUGUAAUUUUUAAAUAAUCAGCUAUCAAAGUUAAUAAAGUUUGACUUUAAAGUCAAAACUAUAAAGUAAGUUAUGGGAGUGGUAGUAUUAGUUUACUACUCUCUCGUUCUCACAAUUAAAAUUUCAGUUUGACUUUAUGAUCUUCUAGACGGACGUUUGAUCAUAAUUAUCUAUAAAUGAAUACAUUUAUAAUCUAUAAUAAAUUGACAUUUGAAUAAUUCAUAUCACAAAUUUACAAUGAAGCACAAAAAAUAAUUUUUUAUGGAUACAUAUUGUUAAAUGUUUAGUAAUUGACGGUCAAAGUUUAACAAGGUUGACUCAAAAGUCUAACUGAGACUUUAAUUGAGGGAUGAAGGUAGUAUUAUACACUAAACUAGUGUGAGAUGAAUAUAAUCACUCGGAUAGUCGGAUAUAUAUGAAUGUUUCAAGUAUACUCUUGUACUCCGUAUGAAUGUUUGUAAUUUGAUCAUCUUUGUAAUUUGAUCAUCUCUGAUUGAGGAUUUUUUAUUCAAAAGUGAGAAUCAAGCAUAAUAUAUUAACACGUGUUAUAAAAAAGAACAAUUAAUUCGAGCAUAAUAAUUUUAUUUCUAGGUGCGGGGAUCCUACUGACCUACUUUAGGAGAAAAUAAUGAACGGGAUCCAACUGACCUACUUUAGAGGAAAAUAAUGAAGUCAAUACUCCGUGUUUAAUUUUGGGGGUACUAGUAUUUAGGGGGAUUAUGUUAAAAUCUAAUUCAUACCCCUUGUAUUCUUUUACUCCAUCCGGUUCACAUUAAUCUUUACACUUAACUUCACAUAUAUUAAGGAAAUAAAUUUGAUUUUAAUAUAGAAUACACUGUUUGACACUGUUUUGCAUUGUUUGGUGUAGAUUUGUAAGGCAAAUAAGGAAGUGUAAAGUUUAAUAUGGUACUUCUUAACAAGGAAAGUAUAAAGAUUAAUGUGAACCGGAGAAAGUAUUUGUUACGACAGAUUUUUUCACUAAUUUUAAUCAUAAAGCAAUAGAACUAUAGAAGUAAUAGAAAAGGUACGAGAAAUGAAAAGUACAAAAAGUAAGAACUAUGGAGUAGAUUACUCAUUCUGUUCUCUCAUACUUGUCCUCAUUUCCAUUUUGAAUUGUUCUUAAUAGUUGUAUUUCUUUUCAUUUUUAGAAAGUUUUUUCAAUAUACAUCCGUUCUCUUUCAUACUAUUUAAUUCUUUUUCAUACUUUUUAUUUAAACACAACUCACUGCACUUUUUACAUUACCCCUAUUAUUUUUCUCUUAAUAUUUGUGUCAAACCCUAUAGGGACAAGUAUUGGAGAACAGAAGGAGUAUUUUUUUAGGAUGUUUUCUUUUGGACUCAAAUUUGCUGGUCUAGUCUGGUCUGGUUUGAUCUGGUCUGGUCUGAUUGGUUUGAUUUGAUAAAUGUCUAAUUUCUGUGUAUUUUAUAACUAUGAAGGUCUGAUCUGGUCUGGUCUAUUAUGGUCUGGUCUGGUCUGAUCUGGGACGAAAAGCAAUUUAAAAGAAAAAUCCUUAAUACUCCAUGUAAGGAAUAAAAAAAAUGAGAAAAUGUUGCAGAAAUUUAUUUAUUUUUUAAAAAAGUUUAGCAAAUAAAAGAAUAUGGGAAGUACCAAAAAACAGAAAGCAGAUAGAAAAAUGAUUAAGUGGAGAGAGUGUUACCUAAAUAUUUGGGACGCACAGAGAGUAAGAAGCUAUAUACGCGGCCAGCUGAUACCCAUGACCCAUCUCGACAAAGGGAAUUCGAGAAGCAAGUGAUUGCCUCCUUAGUUUUGAGGGUUAGCUCUGAAGUCAAUUAAUCCAAAUACGUAUAUUGUCUUCAAUUCGUACAAUAUGUGAUUUGCAUGUUCCUCCACCAUGUGUUCUAAGGGCAAGUUGAUGCCCCCAGCUACUACUGAGGAGUCUCACUCUUCAUUACAACGCCCCUCUUUCAUAAUUUGUCAUGUUAUGAAAGAGUUACAAAUUGCAAUUCAGAGUCUCUUCGGUCUUUAUUCUUGGCUUUUGGCUUAAUAAAACACUUAUUUACCAAAACACUGCCAAUUUUUUACUUUUCUCGACUUUCAGGUGAAAAGUGCUUUUCCCUUUUCUAUUACACAAAAAACACUUAUUUUACCAAACACUACCAACUUUUACUUUUCAAAAUCACUUUUUCCUCAAACACUAUCAACUUUUACUACUAAUCACUUUUUCCAAAUCACUCCAAAAGUGUUUUUUUAAGAAGAAGCAGAUGCAAACCCUCCUUGAAUGUGUUGGGGGAGUUGAAUGAAAAGAUCUGCUGAACUAUGAUAAUAUAUAUAUAUAUAUAUAUAUAUAUAAUCCGUACUAUACUAUAUCAAUAAAAUACGGAAAUUUUCAUAUGAUAACGGCUAAAAUAGUCGAAUUCAACAAUUUCAGUCAGAAAGGAAACUUUACCUUAAGGCCCAUUUGGUAACACUGAAUAAAAUUGGUUGAAUCUGCUGAUAUUUAUGAAAUUCUGGUUGAAUUACAUUGAUCGAAUCUGAUGUGCUUUGGAAAAAUUACUUUUAAAAUAUAUUUCAUUAAAUAAAUCAAGAAAACAUUACGUGAAAUAAGCUAAAAUGGUGUUCUAUAUUAACUUUAGUUGAUUCAAUAAAAAAGCAACUCCAACCUUAAUUAUUUUGAUUAUUACUCAAUUAAGCGAGCAAACUAAAGUUGAGAACUACAUAUUUGAUAAAAAAAAACAUGGUUAAUAAGGCUGAAAAUAGGGGAUACCAAACAAGCUCUUAUUUCUAUUAUGUGUUUCUUAAAAAAUGAUUGAUAACGUUGAUAAACAGAAAAGAGAUGUUAAAUUACCAAUUAAAUGAGCUCCGAGUUUUUCACAUAACAAAAAAAUAUGAAUCCCAAGUCAGAUAUUUUAAAAAUGGACAAACUAAUUCACUUACAUGAACUAGUAUAAAUAUUUAAUUAAUUACGUACUCCGCCUGUCCUUCAAAUAACUUUCUCUAUUCCUUCUUCCUAAAAGGUUGAAUCCCCACCUCCCCUCACGUCAUGACCCGACAAGACUUUUGAGAGGUUGUAAUGACGUCACGGUGACUCAGCCGGCUUAAUGGUGAUAGACUUUGUACCUGUGAGCACGAGAGGUUCAGCCCAACACCCAUGAGCUGUAAACUUUUUGUAUUCCUUAUUAAUGAGAAUAUUAUCCGAAAUAGGAGUAAAAAAGUUUAAAAUUCUAACAUAGGACUGCCAUGUUUUUAUUCCCAAAAUAGGACUAAUUACUGACAUGUUUUGGCAGUACCAGACUUCAAACAUGAUAGUAUUUUUCAAACUUGGCAGUAAUUACUCAUAUUUUGGGAAUAAAAACAUGGCUGUCCUAUUUGGAAUUUUCAAACUUUUUUACUCCUAUUUCGGGAACUUUCCCCUUAUUAAUUGGAAUGUGUCUAAAUAAAGUGUUGGUUUCUCAUUUGGUAAAUAAAUUCUUACUUGAUCCCUCCAUCCUAUUACUUCCUCCGUCCCAAAAAACUUUGUCAUUUCAAAAAAUUUGAACCUUAAUUUUGAUUAGUAUGAUAUUAUGAAAGUUAGAAAUUUUAUAUGUUUAUGAAAGUACUUUUAACAAAGAACAUUUUCAUAUAAUUUUUAUAUUAUAAGUAAUAUUCAAUUAAAAGAUAUAGUCGGUCAAAGUUUUGAAAAUGGCAAAGUUUUUUGGGACGGAGGUAGUAUAAUUGUGCAGUUUUUCCCUUUCAUCUUGUAUAAUAAAUUCAUAAUAAUGGAUAAUAUUUAUUUGAGUUUGAAUCAUUCUUACCUUUUCACAUUUUAUCAAUAUCUCCUCCAUGGCUGCAUAUGACCAGGAGCGUAGUUGGGGGUUGGCCAGCCUAGGCCCCGCCCCACCUCAAAUUUAAAAAAUAAAUGUAAUUUUAGUCUAAAAGGCUCUGUAUAAAUUUUUUCCCCAAAAUAUUCUUUGUACCGGUCCAAUUCGGCCCCGUGUUCUGGUUCCACCCGUGCGCAUAUCAAACUAUUAUGAAGUAUGAACAACUUCAAAACCAUACGGAGUAUUUUUCUGUUGACCCCAACGGUAAAAGUCUACUUUCCCCAACAUCGCUUCUUUUCUCUUCUUGUUGACCCCAACCGUAAAAGUCCGGGGACAGGUAGUAUCAUUUGCUCUAUUACAUUAGAGUAAUAGAGUACUCUUAUACCUGACCGGAGCCCCGUCCGGCCUCCUCCAUUUGGGGCCUUUGCGGUGGUAUUUUUUGCUCAAAUUUUUUGUGUAGGUUUCUCAUCAAGUCUAGUUCAUCUAUACCAAAAAUACAUAUUCCGGACCAGUUAACUUGCAAAAAUCAUUUGACGAUCUUCCCGAUUGAAUUUUUGGCUGAAAUUUGGUAUGGAUGAACUAGACUUGAUGAGAAACCUACACAAAACAUUUGAGCAAAAAAUACCACCGGGAAGGCCCCCAAAUGGAGGAGGUUGGACGGGGAGAGUGGUCCGGUCUGGCCGGACCUGAAUAGUUGUGUAGAGUAAUAUAAUCUCAAAUUCCAUUUCAAAAAGUCAAAGGUAAAAAUUCUCUUUUAUAAAGUCUCUGUUUUUCAAACAAGUUACUAAGAACACCCUAAUAGGCUAAUAGUUCCUUACACACUCUUACAUGUAGCUGAGUCUUUUUAUGCGUAGGACUCAGCUACAUAUAUUCAUAUUUAUUUUAAUUUUCAUUUUUAUCACAUUUAAUCCAUUUCAUCUACUUUUAAUUUGCUCCAAUCCUUGAAUCCGGUGCAAUGUCCAUUUGUGAAUGUUGUCAUAGACAUGGUUUACAAUUUAUUUCUCUCUCCCCAUUUUUUCAUUUUCCCUACACACCAUUUUGUCUACAUACUAUGUAUACUAUUAGAUUAAAAUAAUCAUUUUGAGCCUGUUUGGUAGUCCAUUUUUUCAACUCAUCGGGCUUAUCAGAUAACGUUUUCACCAAACACGUCACUUUUGGUUUCGUGCGCUGAAUUGUGAAAUAAUAAGAAAAAGUGUUGUUGAAGUUACUUUUCUGGCUAUAUUGGCUGAAAUUACCGCAGAGGAACAUUUUAGGUAAUCUUUCAUAUAAUUUUUUAUUUAUGUUAUUAAUAAUAAAUAUUUUAAAUAUAAUUUUUUUCAAAAAUCAGCAUAAUCGGCCAAUCCAUCCACUUCAAUCAGAACUUCAUAAAUUUCAGUAUAAUCAGCCGAUUCAGCUGAUUUCAGUGUUACCAAACAGGCUUUUUACGUGUAUCCCCGACCUAUGUUACAUUACAUAGGAACAACUUUACUGCUAUCCAUUUUUCCAUUUGAGAUAGCUCUAAGUGACUGGUAUGAUAUCAUUAUAAUGCUGAUUAAUACUCCCUCCGGUUCACAUUCUUCUUUACAGUUUGACUUCACAAAUAUUAAAGAAAUAAAUUUGACUUUACUGUUUGGCACUGUUUGGACACUGUUUGGCACUGUUUGUAAGGCAAAUAAGGAAGUGUAAAGAAGAAUGUGAUACCAACAAAAAAGGAAAGUGUAAAGAAGAAUGUGAAUGGAGGAGGGAUUAAUAUUUUAAGAGAUAUUACCCGAAAUAGGACUAAAAAAGUUUGCAAAUUCCAAAGUAGGACUUUCAUGUUUUUAUUUCCAAAAUAGGACUAAUUACUGUCAUGUUUUGGCAGUACCAGACUUCAAACAUGGCAGUAUUUUUCAAAUUUGGCAGUAAUUAGUCCUAUUUUGGGAAUAAAAACAUGACAGUCCUAUUUUGGAAUUUUCCAACUAUUUUAGUCCUAUUUCGGGAACUUUCCCAUAUUUUAAUCACAUUGUACACAAAUUUGUAGAGUAUGGUACGUACAAGGUAGAUAUUCAUUAACUAGACUAGUUUCGAAACAAGUUUUAGAGUAGACUUGGUCACAUAUAGAUCAUAGGAUUGAAAGCAUGGACAAAGCAGGUGAAACUUUGAUGACACCCACCCUACAUACAUAAGAAUCCACACUUCAAAAUUACUUUCUGUUGUCUGACUUUUCUCUUUAAUUUAAUUUUUUUAUACCCAUCAUCCCAGUCUCUUCUUCUCACUUCUUCUCACUUCUUCUCUUAUCAUUUCAUCUCCUCCUCCACCGACAAACCUAUAGCCAGCUACUAUAUGUAUAUGUAUAUAUAUACGGCGCCAUCAUCAAUAACAUCUGAUUCUUCUCAUCUAACAACAUACAUACAUCUCUCUCUCUAUCUAUCUGUAGAUCACUGUUCAGAAAACAUAAUCUCUGAGCUGAAUUGAAGGAAGAAAGCAGGAAAAAGAAUGGUACAGCCCAACAAGUUCAGAGGUGUCAGACAACGCCAGUGGGGCUCUUGGGUUUCAGAAAUCCGCCACCCUUUGCUGUUGAAUCCCCACCUCCCCUCACGUCAUGACCCGACAAGACUUUUGAGAGGUUGUAAUGACGUCACGGUGACUCAGCCGGCUUAAUGGUGAUAGACUUUGUACCUGUGAGCACGAGAGGUUCAGCCCAACACCCAUGAGCUGUAAACUUUUUGUAUUCCUUAUUAAUGAGAAUAUUAUCCGAAAUAGGAGUAAAAAAGUUUAAAAUUCUAACAUAGGACUGCCAUGUUUUUAUUCCCAAAAUAGGACUAAUUACUGACAUGUUUUGGCAGUACCAGACUUCAAACAUGAUAGUAUUUUUCAAACUUGGCAGUAAUUACUCAUAUUUUGGGAAUAAAAACAUGGCUGUCCUAUUUGGAAUUUUCAAACUUUUUUACUCCUAUUUCGGGAACUUUCCCCUUAUUAAUUGGAAUGUGUCUAAAUAAAGUGUUGGUUUCUCAUUUGGUAAAUAAAUUCUUACUUGAUCCCUCCAUCCUAUUACUUCCUCCGUCCCAAAAAACUUUGUCAUUUCAAAAAAUUUGAACCUUAAUUUUGAUUAGUAUGAUAUUAUGAAAGUUAGAAAUUUUAUAUGUUUAUGAAAGUACUUUUAACAAAGAACAUUUUCAUAUAAUUUUUAUAUUAUAAGUAAUAUUCAAUUAAAAGAUAUAGUCGGUCAAAGUUUUGAAAAUGGCAAAGUUUUUUGGGACGGAGGUAGUAUAAUUGUGCAGUUUUUCCCUUUCAUCUUGUAUAAUAAAUUCAUAAUAAUGGAUAAUAUUUAUUUGAGUUUGAAUCAUUCUUACCUUUUCACAUUUUAUCAAUAUCUCCUCCAUGGCUGCAUAUGACCAGGAGCGUAGUUGGGGGUUGGCCAGCCUAGGCCCCGCCCCACCUCAAAUUUAAAAAAUAAAUGUAAUUUUAGUCUAAAAGGCUCUGUAUAAAUUUUUUCCCCAAAAUAUUCUUUGUACCGGUCCAAUUCGGCCCCGUGUUCUGGUUCCACCCGUGCGCAUAUCAAACUAUUAUGAAGUAUGAACAACUUCAAAACCAUACGGAGUAUUUUUCUGUUGACCCCAACGGUAAAAGUCUACUUUCCCCAACAUCGCUUCUUUUCUCUUCUUGUUGACCCCAACCGUAAAAGUCCGGGGACAGGUAGUAUCAUUUGCUCUAUUACAUUAGAGUAAUAGAGUACUCUUAUACCUGACCGGAGCCCCGUCCGGCCUCCUCCAUUUGGGGCCUUUGCGGUGGUAUUUUUUGCUCAAAUUUUUUGUGUAGGUUUCUCAUCAAGUCUAGUUCAUCUAUACCAAAAAUACAUAUUCCGGACCAGUUAACUUGCAAAAAUCAUUUGACGAUCUUCCCGAUUGAAUUUUUGGCUGAAAUUUGGUAUGGAUGAACUAGACUUGAUGAGAAACCUACACAAAACAUUUGAGCAAAAAAUACCACCGGGAAGGCCCCCAAAUGGAGGAGGUUGGACGGGGAGAGUGGUCCGGUCUGGCCGGACCUGAAUAGUUGUGUAGAGUAAUAUAAUCUCAAAUUCCAUUUCAAAAAGUCAAAGGUAAAAAUUCUCUUUUAUAAAGUCUCUGUUUUUCAAACAAGUUACUAAGAACACCCUAAUAGGCUAAUAGUUCCUUACACACUCUUACAUGUAGCUGAGUCUUUUUAUGCGUAGGACUCAGCUACAUAUAUUCAUAUUUAUUUUAAUUUUCAUUUUUAUCACAUUUAAUCCAUUUCAUCUACUUUUAAUUUGCUCCAAUCCUUGAAUCCGGUGCAAUGUCCAUUUGUGAAUGUUGUCAUAGACAUGGUUUACAAUUUAUUUCUCUCUCCCCAUUUUUUCAUUUUCCCUACACACCAUUUUGUCUACAUACUAUGUAUACUAUUAGAUUAAAAUAAUCAUUUUGAGCCUGUUUGGUAGUCCAUUUUUUCAACUCAUCGGGCUUAUCAGAUAACGUUUUCACCAAACACGUCACUUUUGGUUUCGUGCGCUGAAUUGUGAAAUAAUAAGAAAAAGUGUUGUUGAAGUUACUUUUCUGGCUAUAUUGGCUGAAAUUACCGCAGAGGAACAUUUUAGGUAAUCUUUCAUAUAAUUUUUUAUUUAUGUUAUUAAUAAUAAAUAUUUUAAAUAUAAUUUUUUUCAAAAAUCAGCAUAAUCGGCCAAUCCAUCCACUUCAAUCAGAACUUCAUAAAUUUCAGUAUAAUCAGCCGAUUCAGCUGAUUUCAGUGUUACCAAACAGGCUUUUUACGUGUAUCCCCGACCUAUGUUACAUUACAUAGGAACAACUUUACUGCUAUCCAUUUUUCCAUUUGAGAUAGCUCUAAGUGACUGGUAUGAUAUCAUUAUAAUGCUGAUUAAUACUCCCUCCGGUUCACAUUCUUCUUUACAGUUUGACUUCACAAAUAUUAAAGAAAUAAAUUUGACUUUACUGUUUGGCACUGUUUGGACACUGUUUGGCACUGUUUGUAAGGCAAAUAAGGAAGUGUAAAGAAGAAUGUGAUACCAACAAAAAAGGAAAGUGUAAAGAAGAAUGUGAAUGGAGGAGGGAUUAAUAUUUUAAGAGAUAUUACCCGAAAUAGGACUAAAAAAGUUUGCAAAUUCCAAAGUAGGACUUUCAUGUUUUUAUUUCCAAAAUAGGACUAAUUACUGUCAUGUUUUGGCAGUACCAGACUUCAAACAUGGCAGUAUUUUUCAAAUUUGGCAGUAAUUAGUCCUAUUUUGGGAAUAAAAACAUGACAGUCCUAUUUUGGAAUUUUCCAACUAUUUUAGUCCUAUUUCGGGAACUUUCCCAUAUUUUAAUCACAUUGUACACAAAUUUGUAGAGUAUGGUACGUACAAGGUAGAUAUUCAUUAACUAGACUAGUUUCGAAACAAGUUUUAGAGUAGACUUGGUCACAUAUAGAUCAUAGGAUUGAAAGCAUGGACAAAGCAGGUGAAACUUUGAUGACACCCACCCUACAUACAUAAGAAUCCACACUUCAAAAUUACUUUCUGUUGUCUGACUUUUCUCUUUAAUUUAAUUUUUUUAUACCCAUCAUCCCAGUCUCUUCUUCUCACUUCUUCUCACUUCUUCUCUUAUCAUUUCAUCUCCUCCUCCACCGACAAACCUAUAGCCAGCUACUAUAUGUAUAUGUAUAUAUAUACGGCGCCAUCAUCAAUAACAUCUGAUUCUUCUCAUCUAACAACAUACAUACAUCUCUCUCUCUAUCUAUCUGUAGAUCACUGUUCAGAAAACAUAAUCUCUGAGCUGAAUUGAAGGAAGAAAGCAGGAAAAAGAAUGGUACAGCCCAACAAGUUCAGAGGUGUCAGACAACGCCAGUGGGGCUCUUGGGUUUCAGAAAUCCGCCACCCUUUGCUAAAGAAAAGGAUUUGGCUGGGGACAUUUGAGACUGCGGAGGAGGCCGCCAAAGCGUACGAUCAAGCAGCGGUAUUGAUGAACGGCCAGAAUGCCAAAACCAACUUUCCCACUGUGAAUGACAAGGGCAGCAAAGCCGUAAACGCCGGCGGCAGCGGCGACGGGAGUGGUGUAACUCCGUCCCCGCCGAUCCCCGCCGACGUUCUAAGCGCGAAGCUGAAGAAAUGCUGCAAAAACCCGUCCCCGUCGAUCACUUGCCUGAGGCUCGACACCGACAGCUGCGACAUCGGGGUGUGGCAGAAAAAACCCGGAGGCGGAGGAAAGAGCGGCGGUUCGGGGUCGGUUUGGCUUACGAAAAUCGAGCUCGGGGGCAGCAAAAAGAUGUUGGAAGAUCAACUUCAAAUCCUAUCGCCGUCAUCGAGUGACGGCGAUGACGGAGGUUGGUAUAAUUCUUGGGGUGGAGGAGAAUCAUCUUCAUUAUCAUCAAUGUCAUCAUCAUCUAAUGAGGCUAUUAUUGCUGAAAUGGAUGAAGAAAGUAGAGUGGCAUUGCAAAUGGUUGAAGAGCUGCUUAACUGGAAUUGAAUGAAGAUUCCAAGCAGUGUUCCUUUUCAAUUAAUGCUUUCAUGUGCCUGCAUAAAAUAAUGUAAUAUAUAUAGUAUAUACAUACAUAUAUAUAUAUAUGUAUAAUAAUAUAGAUAUAUACUAAUAAUAAUUAUAAACUAACAAAUUAUUUAAAAGGGGAACCUAGAAUUAUAUAUAUACCUCCUUUGAGCUUGGGAUCAUGCAUUCAAGUUGGGAAAUUGAAGCAGCUUCUUGCAAAAUUGGUUACCUAAAUGCAUGGUGAGGUCCUCUGAUCUGUCCAUCCUGUUGUUAAAUAAUGGAAAAAUAUUAUUUUUGCUAAAAAUAAAAAAUUAUUCCUCACCAAAUAGAAUUAUUAGUUACUUUUAUUCUAUUCUGGAAGUGAAGAAUUAUUUGUUAGUAAAAGAACUAGUUAGAUAUUUAUUCUUUAUUUUUAUUUAUAAAUUUGAUGUCUUUAUUGUUCUAGUUGUCAGCCAAUAUGGGCUAUGGAGUAACAAUUCAUUCUAGUUAGCUCCAAUAUUAUGUUGUAACUAAUAAUAAACAUAAAUAAAAGACUGAAUAUAAAAUAUUAUAUUUUGUUGUAUAUUCAAAUAUAUGUUCUGAUGCCAGAAGAAUGGAGACAUGAAGGGCACAAGUCUUCAGAUGUUUAUUUAUUAAUUUAUCCGUUUCGAUCAAUAUUAUUAUCAAGUGCUCGGGUCAAGAAAUUCGUUUAAUAUUUUUUCAUCAAAAAGAGUUCUUUAAAUCAGAAAUUGUCCUAAAUAGGAGUAGAAACAUUUUGAAAUUCCAAAAUAGGAGUAUCAUGUUUUUUAUUCCCUGAAUAGGAGUAAUCUGCUAUGUUUGAAAAAAAAUGUCAUGUUUAAA